Messenger RNA from Amphibalanus amphitrite, 703 nucleotides. RefSeq lists its product as uncharacterized. The coding region runs from base 114 to 428 and encodes 104 amino acids. NCBI's taxonomy places the organism in Eukaryota, Metazoa, Arthropoda, Thecostraca, Balanomorpha, Balanidae. The record is from RefSeq and is a predicted model, not a curated record. The transcript has 2 exons.
AUAUACAUAUGGUCUUGGUCACAUCCAAACCAUAUCUUUUUUAUUCGAUCCAUGCAUUCCAUUUGCCAAGGUAGUGAAAAAAAAAGAAGACGUUUACGAAAACAAACUCUGGUAUGGCCCAUUUACUAACUACUCGAGGGCAAUAUUUAUGCUACGUAUGGAUGACACUUUUGUUGAAAGCAGUAAAUGCAGCUGAUGAAGUUUCUAGUAGCAGAGAGGAUGUCUAUGAUUUCCUGAUGAGCAGCAUCGAACACAUGAUCGGCACCACAGGGCCGUGCUCGUGGCUGGGACCGUCCCACCAGGUGCUGCACUACACCGUCAACUGCGUCGACUGCUGGUGUGACCAGCAGCUGGGCCGCUACCAGUGUCACGAGGCGCGCCAGUGCGACACCAGCCUGUGGCCCGUCAAACGGCCCCUCAUCACCUGAUGACGCCCGACCCGGGAGGGGUCAGAGCGACAGCCAUCUCCCAGCACGAGGAUCUCAGAUCAGCGCCAGCUCACAGCUAACGACUGUUGGUAUUGGAAUCAAUAGCCCGAGCAAGUGCGGCUUUUGCGCAGCGCCAAUGCGUGGUAUGUGUGUUAAUGUGUGUGUGUGGGAGAGGGAGGGGGAGAGGGAUGUGCCCGUUAUUAGUUCUCAUCGACAAAAUAUAUCAUGCUAUUUGAACAUCUAGUUUGAUUUUAUGAUUACGAAUACCUUGUGAU